Molecule: messenger RNA, 5583 nt
Organism: Anoplopoma fimbria (sablefish)
Lineage: Eukaryota; Metazoa; Chordata; Actinopteri; Perciformes; Anoplopomatidae
Gene: tp53inp2b
Product: tumor protein p53-inducible nuclear protein 2
Exons: 4
Coding region: 586-1551 (321 amino acids)
Biological process (GO): autophagosome assembly; positive regulation of DNA-templated transcription
Cellular component (GO): autophagosome; nucleus
Source: RefSeq, a predicted model, not a curated record
AUCAGCUGGAAGCAGCAAUAAACAGCAGGAAAAAAAACCAAUCUGCAGCAGAUAAAAACAUCAAAAAAACAAUCAAACAGAGGAGGAAAGAAAAACAGCUGCAGAUGUUUUGAUCUGGAAUAAUAUAUAUAAGUGUAACAUUUUCUUUUUUUUUUUACACGAAGCCCUUCUUCUGAGAAGAAAGCCUUUUUAUUUUUGUAGCUAUAAUGGUGUUUGAACUACCUCACUUAAAGGCUAUCUAAAGCUGUGCUUUAAAGAACUCUGCUCCUUUCUACUGUCUGUGAGAUCUCGUUUACAACUUGAAUAACACCGCAAGGCAGGCCUUUGCUCCAAACCAAGUGAAACCUUACAUUUGCACUACUGAAGCUUGUCCACUCCUGUUUGUCCAAACCGAGAUCCAGCAAAGGGCUUCAAGUAAAAAUAACAAAAGAAGGAAGACUAAAAAAAUCCGACAAAGAAUUGCUUAAAACAUCAACAAGCGAAUACCUAAACAGAAUUAAGAAAUUCUAAACGGCAGCUACAACUUUUUCUUUGACGAAGACAAAAAGCACCUGAGUCACCGACACUUUGACAACGCGAGCGGCCAUGUUCCAGCGUCUGAGCAACCUGCUGUUUGGGGAGGUGGAGGAGGUGGCGGCUGAGCUGAAGGGACCCAACCCUUGUGUGACGGAGGCUGACGAGGAGGGAUGGAUGCUCGUCAACCUGCCUGAAGAAUCUGACUGCAUGAGGCAGGUGGAGGAUGUGAUGGGACCCCCGCUGAUUGCACAAUCACUCCCAGACAGUAGCCAAUCAAAUCAUGAGGUCACACAUACGAGGACUGAGUGCUCGGCCCCGAUUCCACAACCGCCUAACAAGCGUCGCAGGAUGCAUAAAGGUCGGGCACGGGGUGCAGUAGCACCAUCAGACCCCCUGUUUUGUCCGAGCGCUAGCCCGUUACACUCGGGUGCCACCGCACCCGUGACCCUGCCGAGACGGGCCAGAUUGUCCACGCCCUCCUCCACCCCUUCGUUGUCCCCCGGCUCUGGAAGUGAGUGUGGGGGCAGUGGGGGUAGCGGUAGGGCAGGCCGGGAGAGAGGCUGCAUGGAUGAGAGCUGGUUUGUCACCCCUCCCCCCUGUUUCACUGCAGAGGGAGCCACAGCGGAGGCCAGCCCGAUGGAGGACCUGCUCAUCGAGCACCCCAGCAUGUCUGUGUACGUCUCCCCGAGCAGCUUCUCCAUGGUCUCCAACGGCAACCUGUCUGUGGUGGGAGAGGAAAGCAUCGUCAGCCUGGGAAGCAGUGUGAGCAGAGUGGCAGAACAAGCUGCCGCCCCCGCCGCCCGCAGCACCAUGCCCACCAGGGUGAGCCGCGGAGCAGCUGCCCAGGCCGGAGCUCUGGCCAAGGUCACCCAAGUGGCCAGGGUCCAGCGAGGCAAAGCCCGCAUCGAGCGACGCCAUCUGGGCCGCAACCGCAUCCAACGCCAAAACCGCACCAGGGAGCAGGUCCCUCGCCACGGGAACCACGCCAGAAACACCUUCCUCCACCAGCCCAGCAAGCGCAACAUCUGCCACUGAACUCUCCGGAAUCCAGGAGGGGAGCGUCGUUCACUCUGAGGGCAUUAGUAGAGCAUAGUCAACUCCAAGACACACAAGAUUAAAUGUAUUCACCCACGGCAAUUUUUGCGUUUAUUUCUGAACAUUAUAUCAAAUUACACUCAGAUACCAGUAGACCGGUAGCUUAUUUUUUUUGUUUUGGUCCAGUCACAUAGUGACUUCACCUGGUAGUUUUAUGCCCCAGUCUGCUGUUGUGAACCAAGCCCUCUGAGUAGAUCUGUGUAGACCUUUAUGAUACUUGCAGUAUCCAAACAAAAACAAAAAAAUCUUUAUUCAAGUUAUACUUCAUAACAAUAACGUCUGAAAAACAACAAAAAGUUUAGCAUUCUUAGUAAAAUAUUAGUUUUUUCUUUCACUAUUCCCCAAAGCAUGUUUUUUAUUUAUUAUUUCAAUCAUUAAGUUUUAAAUUUGGACUUUAAGACGUUUCUGGUAGGAACCAUGCAGACAAGACAGAGACAACUUAAUCCUUCGUAUCUUUGCACAGAAAGCAACUCAUCAUGUCUUUCGAAGCUUUUACUUACUUUUUUUUUUCUGAAAAAAGUGAAAGGAAUAUGUGUGAGAGGAAAACCACUGGACAUUUAGUUUUCCUCCAGUUCCGUCUGUCAUCAUGAAAUGUAAAAGACGAAGGGGAGGAAACGUGGGGAAACCCUGUUUCAUCACAGGAAGCUAAAGUUGUGAUAUUUCUCUCUUCUCGCUAAGUGAAGGGCGAGAGCAAGUAGAAGAUGGUGAGAGUACGAGCAAAACAGACUAAAGAGUACAAGUAAUGUCACGCCCAGUUAGAACUAGACAUUAUUAAAAGGAAUGGAACAUGGAACAGUCAUAGGAAAGUGUUAUGUAACCCUCUGAGCAGCCAAGAGCAUUUAGAAAACAACCCCUUGUUUGGAUUAUUCCAUCAAAGACGCCCUCUUUUUGUCACCAUGAAGAUUGGUGUUAAGAGCAACCAUAAUAAAUAUUAAGAUUAAAUUAUUAAUAAAGAGUAUGGAUGGAGUUGAGGGGAAAGGAUGCAGGCCUUCUCUUUGGGUUACAGGGUGUGACAGGUUGUAGUAGGUGUAGAGCGAUAUUGAUGGCAACUCUUUAUUUUGUUUUGUGACAUUGUUUUCUGCUCAUUUUGUCUUUUGAAUCCGAAAGAAUAGAAUAGGAGUAGAACGGACAUUGAAAACAGUUUUCUGUGGUCAUUUAAAGGGUGGCUGGCUAUUCUUAGCUCCUUGUCCGGAGCGGCAGGGAGUGAGGCCGUUAGACAAACAGACUGCCUGGCACAUUUUCUGUAACCAGUGCAGUACUAAAGCAUGGUGGAAUUAGCAAACAAGCUAACUAGCCAGCUGUCCGCAAGUUGGCUUGAUAUUUUCCACCAUGUUUUGAUGCUACACUGGUUACAAAUAAUGUGCCGAACAACGUUGUCAAUCAUCUGGUGAUAGCAACGUGCUUUCCUACGCUGUGACAUGAGAGAGGAUGAAGAAAUAAGUUGUUAAAUUUUACAAAUUUACUCUGGCUCACGUUUCUAUUCCACUGCUUGUUUUAGUGGAUUCUACAAAACCUCACCUCAGUGACUCCGCGACUUGCAGCAAGUCGGUUUAGCGUAUAUGGAAGUUCUGCAACGCUACGCCUUAACUACUGACCAUCCAACCACGUUGAUUUGAAUAUGAAUGUCCGUUUUACUCACAUUCUAUUCCUAUGAUAGUUACAUUAUUUUACAGUCUCUCUGUCUCUCUCUGCACGGUUCCACCAGAAGAAAGAAAAUAAAUCUUGUUACUUUCAGACAAAAAGAAAGUACACUUCUGGCUUUUAAAGCCAACAAAUAAAAUAAGAUAAAAUAACUUGCAAAGCAUGAUGAUCAUUACACGUGUGGUUCGUAAACAAAAGUAAUGAGCCCGGCACACAUCGGCCAUUUUUCAUCCACAUUGUGUGUGCUGUGAUUUUACGUUAUCCAUGUUGAACACCAAAAAGGAAAGUACGACCUUUUCUUACACACCAGUUACUUUCGUUGAAAAGUCACUGAGGAAAACUGUUAGGAGAAAGGGGGAGAACCGCCUCCUUAGAACCUAACAAACACCCAUCUUCCCCUCUUCAACAUCAAUAGCUAUCCUCUUGCAUUAGGUCGUGCAGGUGCAACCCGUUGCUCUCUAACAUGUACUCCAUUACCGCCUCUCCUUCUAGCACAUCCAGCUCUAACAGUUUCCACUCAAAGAUCCAGCUUACUGAUAUGUAUUCAACAACAAUAGUAAACAAUGGUGCUGACGUGUAUACUAAUGUUUGUAAAUUAUUUGAGACAUGGAUGUAAGUUUGCACUGUCAUACAUUUAGUGAGUCAAAGUUUUAGCGGUGUGCCGUGUGCUUGUUUUUUUUGUUUUGUUUUUUCUUUCGUGAUAUUUUGUUUUGUUCUGAUUCAAAUUGUGUGUGAGAAGGUGUACUGACACGUUAAAAAUGUUAGAAACUCUUUAAAAAAAAAAACAUGAAUAAUGAUCAUUUUAUUUCUCUUGUAAAUAUUACAAAAAACAUUUUAUAACUGCUCCGUUAGAUGUCAAAGCCUCUCAGGACUUGAGUCCACAGCGUCGUGUCCGAUGGGACUAAUGAGAAUCCUCCUCCGCCUCACCUCUGUGCUCGUUAUCAAAUCAAGAGGGCAUUUAGUGGCCAAAAGUGGUGUCUUUGCCCUAAAAACUGCAGUUUGAUCUCUUUGAUAUGCACCAUAAAUGAAAUAAAAAAACAGCACUAGACUCAAAGUUGAUGUGCCAUAGGCGAACACUGCCCUCCAGAGGUUUCCCUUAGCACAGCUGUACGGAUGCUGGAGAGGAUACAGAACACAACGACAUGGUUUUAAUACAAUCUGCUUUGUCUGUCUGGAAAAGGAAAUGUCUUGUUUUAUUUAGAUCAUCUAUAUAAGAGAAAGACAUCAUUUUUCCUUGAUUCACAUACCACUAAGUUUUCAUUUCGGCCAACAAUAAUUUAUAAAUCACUCUGUAAAAGGGACAGUUAACCAAAAAUACAUAUUUUCCAAUCACCUGUAGUGCUUUUUUUUCAAUCUAGAAGGUUUUUUUUGGUUACUAAAGAUAAAUCACAGAGCUUGUUGGGAGCAGGUUCAUGUCAUGAUUUCUGGAAAGAGACAUUGCUGUUGAUUAUUUUAGACGCAUUGUUUUAGGCGCCACAAGCUGCUUGAUAUCUAAUCCAAUUAUUUUGCAGUGAAGGUAGAAAUAUUUUCCUCCAAAAACAAUCUAGAUUGAUAUAUAGCACUACAGUGUAAAAGGAAACAUGUAUUGUUGAUUUUGUGUUGAACUGACCCCUUUAAUGUUUGUUAAUUUAUGAUAUAAUUAUGAAUAUUUAUCUUUUAUUCUGUUUAAAGGUGACUAUUAUUUAUCCUGUUAAUUCCUCUGAAUUGUGCAGGGGAUGGACACACAUACAUACACACACGCAUACACACACACACACACACACACACACACACACACACACACACACACAAAAACAACCUAGUGAACUCUGUUUAGACUUCCUCACUCCAGAGACUUCACUAUUCUGAUUGUGUAUGAGUUCUGUAUUUUGUUUACCUGUAAAAUGCUAUAUACAGUGUGAAAACAGGGCGAUACUGAGAGAUCACUGCUGAAUGUGUGUGUGUGUGUGUGUGUGUGUGUGUGUGUGUGUGUGUGUGUGUGUGUGUGUGUGUGUGUGUGUGUGUGUGUGUGUGUGUGCAUACAAAAUGUAAAGACCACCACAAACCCGUCCUAUUUGCCUCAGUUUUAUUUCUUCCUUUUUCACCCGUGUCAUGUAACAAAAGGAAAUGUGUUAUCAGUAUGUUGUGUGUGAUUUUUGAAAGGUGUUGUUUGAGGGUGAAAGUCAUCCACCAAUGGGGAGAGGAAGCCUAUAUGAUGAGGACAGGGACAGGAUGAGGCAGGAGAUAGUUAUAUAUAUAUAUAUAUAUAUAUAUAUAUAUAAAGAAAAAUCAAAAAGAAUUUAAUGUAUCCUAAAAAAAUACAAUAAAAAUAUGCUUGUAUUUUCCCAUAUA